This is a messenger RNA of Scaptodrosophila lebanonensis, 456 nucleotides long. Its product is annotated as serine palmitoyltransferase small subunit B. NCBI's taxonomy places the organism in Eukaryota, Metazoa, Arthropoda, Insecta, Diptera, Drosophilidae. The coding region runs from base 15 to 281 and encodes 88 amino acids. The transcript has 2 exons. The record is from RefSeq and is a predicted model, not a curated record.
AGAAUUUGUAAAAAAUGUUGAAAAUAAAGCGAACCAUAGCGAAUUUAUAUCGCCAAUACGAGCUGGCUACGUGCAUUAGCAUGUUUGAGCCAUGGGAGAAGAAACUCAUCAAUGGUUUCGUCCUUGUUAUUUUGGCUCUGUUGGUCUUCUCCAGCUGUGUGUAUCUGCCCACUUACAUGCAAACACUACUGCAGUUCAUAACGCCACUGCCUUGGUCAGGAAAAUCCACCAAUAACGCCUAUGCGCCCAUUGCGUCAACUCAAAAGAUGAACAUAGGCUAAUACUCAAAGGAGUAGUCGCGGGACACCUUAUCUAAGGAUUACUAGAUUUACUCAUAAGUUAUAUGCAUAUAGUGUUUGUUUUCUGUUUGCCCAAAAGCCGAAUCAAGGACAACGUGCUGCGGUCUCCAAGACUUAUUAGUACUUUUAAAUAUACUUUAUAAUUUAAUUUAACUCA